Fonsecaea nubica is the source of this 999-nucleotide messenger RNA. RefSeq lists its product as hypothetical. NCBI's taxonomy places the organism in Eukaryota, Fungi, Ascomycota, Eurotiomycetes, Chaetothyriales, Herpotrichiellaceae. The record is from RefSeq and is a predicted model, not a curated record. The coding region runs from base 1 to 999 and encodes 332 amino acids. The transcript has 3 exons. Gene Ontology annotation, molecular function: oxidoreductase activity.
AUGGGCAGCUACGCUGAGGAGCCAGAGUUCAACACCAUCACCAUCCACAAACUUCAUCCUACAUUCGCGGCCGAGGUUGAAGGCGUUAAUUUCCAGAAUUUAUCCGAUGAACAAUUCAACGAGAUUCUCGCCGCAAUGGCCAAGUAUGGUGUUUGCAUCUUCCGCAAUACCGGACUGGAUGAUUUGAGCCACAUUGAGUUCUCCAGACGUAUCGGCGAUCUUGACACCAUGAAACGGUAUAUGGUGGAAGGCCGCAAGCCCAGAUAUAACUACUACGAGUUAUUCGACGCUGGGAAUAUCGAUGAUCAAGGCGGCGUUCUGGAUCCCAACAGUCCGAGAGCACAUUAUGGCAAGGGAAAUGCUCUGUUCCAUGUGGACUCCUCGUUCAACCCCAGACGCGCGAGUUUCUCUCUACUACGUGCAGUGGAAAUUCCACCACCGGGGAAUGGUGGAAACACUGACUUCGCUGACUCACGCACCGCCUGGGACGAGCUUGACCCCGAGUUUCAAAGAGAACUCCUAGAGAAAGAUUAUAUUGUUCAACACUCAAUCGCUCAGUCUCGCAAAUUGGGAUCGCCCGAGUUCUUUAAAGACCUCGAUCCGACCAACGGAGGUGUCAUGGCCCGGCAUCGACUCAUUCAGAUCCACGAACCAAGUGGUCGCAGGAAUAUCUAUAUCGCGGCACACUCGCACCACAUAGAAGGCAUUCCCAAGGAGGAAUCCGAUGCACUGAUCAAGAAACUUCUAGACCAUGUCACCCAGAAGAAGUACACCAUUAGCGUUGAGUGGAAGAACCCUUCGGACAUGAUCAUCUGGGACAACCGAUGCACCCUGCACAGAGCUAAUGGUGGGGCGUUUGAAGGCAGGUACAAGCGAGAUCUGAGGAGAACGACGGUGCACGACGACAGCAGCACAGCCUGGGGAUUGAACGAGGUCAAGGAGACGGACGACUGGGUUGUGAACCACGAUGCCACCAGGGCAGCUGGGCAGACAAAGUAG